Messenger RNA from Clarias gariepinus (North African catfish), 1671 nucleotides. It is a transcript of the gene alp3, whose product is annotated as alkaline phosphatase 3. Gene Ontology annotation, molecular function: alkaline phosphatase activity. The record is from RefSeq and is a predicted model, not a curated record. Gene Ontology annotation, biological process: dephosphorylation. The coding region runs from base 61 to 1578 and encodes 505 amino acids. The transcript is spliced from 11 exons. Lineage: Eukaryota; Metazoa; Chordata; Actinopteri; Siluriformes; Clariidae. Gene Ontology annotation, cellular component: plasma membrane.
UUACCUGAGAGCCAGAUGUUUGUGUAGCGGGCGCUCUGCUCAGGCUCGCUGCUGAUCAUCAUGAUUCGGUUUCUGCUGUGUGUCCUGUGCCUUCUUCUGACCGCCUCGGGGAAAUCUAUACAGCUGGACGAGGAGAACCCGGAGUUUUGGAGAACUCAGGCUCGGGCGACACUAAACUCGGCUCUCAGGAGAAAACUCAACACUAAUGUUGCCAAAAACAUCGUUCUGUUCCUCGGAGACGGAAUGGGCGUUACCACAAUCACAGCUGCGCGAAUACUGAAAGGCCAACUGGAGGGACGUCCAGGAGAGGAGACGGUGAUGAACAUGGACACGUUCCCUUACGUCGGUCUCUCUAAGGUGUAUACAGUAGACUUUCAGAUCCCGGACAGCAGCUCCACAGGGACAGCGUAUCUCUGCGGUGUGAAGACGAAUCUGAACGUUGUGGGUUUGAGUGCUGCUGCGCGGAACGGUGUGUGUCGCUCACAGACAGGAAAUGAGGUCACGUCCAUCCUCAAAUGGGCAAAAGAUGCAGGGAAGUCAAUCGGCAUAGUAACAACAACACGUGUACAACACGCCACUCCGGCGGCUGCAUAUGCCCACAGUGCCAGCAGGAAGUGGUACAGCGACGCUGACAUGCCCGCCAUGGCCAAAAGAGACGGCUGCACCGACAUCGCCUCCCAGCUCCUCUCCAACACCGACAUUGAUGUGAUUAUUGGCGGUGGCCGUAAGUAUAUGACUCCUAAAGGUACGCCAGACCCUGAGUAUCCCACGGACCCGUCCUCAGCCGGCGUGAGAGAAGACAACCGCAACCUCAUAGACGAGUGGAUCAACAUGAAGAAGGGAAAGGUGGCUCGCUACGUCUGGAAUAAGACAGAGUUUGAUGCCGUGGAUCCCGAGACCACCGACUACCUGAUGGCCCUGUUUGAGCCCAGUGAUCUGAGGUUCGAGGUGGAGAGAGACCCGCUCAUGGAUCCCUGCAUCACGGAGACGACUGAGAAAGCCAUCCGCAUCCUACAGAAGAACCCCAGAGGAUUCUUUCUCCUGGUGGAGGGUGGACGCAUCGAUCAGGGACACCAUGCCAGUCGUGUCUCUAUGGCACUGCAUGAAACCGUCGCACUUGACAACGCCGUCGCCCGGGCACUAGAGCUGACCAAUGAGGAAGAGACGCUGAGCAUCGUCACUGCUGACCACUCCCACUCGCUCUCAUUUAACGGGUACCCCUUCAGGGGCAACAGCAUCCUGGGUAAAUCUCCUGUCUUUGGGACGGACAUGCUCCCCUAUACCACUCUGAUGUACGGAAACGGUCCUGGACACAAAAUCAUCAACAACAAGCGGCCGGACAUCCGGAAAGUGGACACAAAGAGUAAGGACUACGUGCAGUACGCGGCGGUUCCUCUCGACACGGAGACUCACGGUGGCGAGGACGUGGCCGUGUUGGCUCGAGGCCCUAUGGCUCAUCUGUUUCAGGGGGUUAAUGAGCAGAGCUACAUCGCUCACGCCAUGGCUUACGCAGCCUGCGUGGGAGCCAAUCAGAACCACUGCUACACUGCCCGCAGCCCCGCCCAUGCCACGCCCUGAUUCAACAUAACCAGUUUAAUUCAUUUUUCUGAUUUAUUAAUCACAGUUUGUUAAGUCUCUAUUUUUCUUCAAAUCAGUAAACAUUCUUUAUUU